Messenger RNA from Amoebophrya sp. A120, 3653 nucleotides. The record is from the annotation of a GenBank genome assembly. NCBI's taxonomy places the organism in Eukaryota, Dinophyceae, Syndiniales, Amoebophryaceae.
AUUGCGUUCAGAAAUCAUGUUGACCAAACAGUAUGCCAAGUGAAGUCGAGAAAUAUUCGUAAUAUUCGAGAAGAUAGUAUUAGCCCUCGUUUUCGUAUCGAAGCAGAUACGACCGAAAAAAGCUACAUGAUGAAAACCACGACUCUGCAACGGUUUGUCGAAUCCGCAACUGGAAAGAGACAUCUGGCGUUAGCGCUAGCUGAAUCACGAGGGGUUUUCCUAGUUGCCUCAAGAAUGCCGUAACAAGUCAGCCGUACCGUUUCUUCCCUGUUUCUGCUGUCCUGUUCGUUGGUACCUACUUCGGGCAGACGUGCAAGCUUGGCAGAACCUUCGAGUAAGUAUGUCCUGGACCCGCUUCCGGUACCAUGAGGGGCAUGCAAUGCCCACCGCGUCGCGCGAUACCAACUCUUGGCUCUACGGUGCAAACAAGAUUGAUAAAGCCCCCACGGCCCAGACCAACUUCAUAGUGCAAAAAUCAACUCUGAGUACGGCACAGCCCGCAAGCAUACCAAAGGCGAACGUCGGAAGCAGAUGUAUUGCAUAAUUUUCGUUUAUUUUCUUCGGGCUUACAAAUGCGUACUAUGCCGACAUGGACAUCUCACUGUGAUGAGCGAACAAACUUACGCUCUGCGACUUCUAUCGGAUCUAGCUGUCAUCUUUCUCUGUGAUCUUGAUCUCGUUUUGUGGAGCUACUUUUUGAUAGAUAGGCGAAUCAAACACAAAAAACCAGCAAAGUUGCUUUCUGGUGCACCCGAAGAGACCCCGGGUCCAGGAGCCUACAACGUAUCAAAUGUAAAAAUGUCUGGGUCUGGAAGAUUGCGAGACUUGUCAUGCAAAUCUGGCAUGACUCUGAACUCUGUAUUGCGUGGCCGCAAAGAGCUCCUCCUCCCUGUGUUGCAAAAACGCGGUUUCUCAUGCGGAAUACGCAACUCAGAACCAUACAAAAAACUUGUCAUGCUUGGCGGCGCAUUUCAGUGAGCUCACUGUUCUCUUCCUUGCAUCACAAGUUUCCAGACCCAGACAUUUUUACAAUCCAUACAACGUCGUCAAGAGCAGUUUUCGGCCCGCCACCUCGAGUGGUGUCAGUAUCAAGGGUGGUCCGAAACGCGCUCCCGUUCGCGACACCACAACACACUGGCCGCAAAAGCUGAAGGAUGGUAUAUAAAUAACGAUCUUAAGCAAGUACUAUGUGUAUGUAGAUGUACGAUUACAAAGAGAGCAUUCUUUAGCGAAUACGCCGAAUCGGGUCGUAGGCUAAUCAACAUGCACGAACGAGAACGACUCGAUUGCGUUGCUCACCCAAUAAAAUUCAGCGUUCUUUUGUCACCUUGCGCAAAAAAAAACUCUAACUUGGCGAAUUUGCACUUCGGCGAUGAAGAGAGACAGACCAGCGCAGCUGAGUUGCCCACUCAUCCUGGAUGAAAUCUUCAACGCACGCAUCUCAAGAGAUGAUGUAUAAACAGAUGCCGGAAACGGUGCCGGAUUCUACGAAAAACUCACAACAUUCGGAGACAAACGCAAUCGGACCGGUGGAGGCGUGAUUGGGAAGGCUAACCGCACCAUAGCAUGGAUGAACAAGCGAGAGCACGCAUCUACCACUGCGCAAUUCUACACACCGCGUAAGUGUAUGCAAACUGUUUGAGUACUAGUUCUACUUGUGAGUUGUCGGAUUUCUUCUGCUCAGGAGCAGGAGCGCACGUACUUAUUAUGGAAUUGGAAAUUCAAAGAAAACAAAAAUAAAAUGACAAGAAAGCGACUUGAGUGACAGCGAUAUCACAACAUAGACGAACUACGGUCUCAUGUUGAUAUUUUUUACAAUUUCUAUUCACCAUGAUGCAUACAACACACCCAGAAUCGACCUUGAAAGUAAACUCGACGGCUUUUCUGGGGUCCCGAAGUCCACGGUUUGUGGGCGCGGCGAACGAGGCCACGCCCGGUCCAGCCGCGUAUUCUCCCCGCGUGCCACAGGAUCCGCUCCUCAAAAAGGGCGUCCGAAUCGCCCGCACAGGCCGCAAACUACCACAGUCGGGGCCCGCUUUUUCUACGUUUUUUUUUCUACAUCUGUUGCUUCUGCUUCUGCUGCAUCCCGCAAUGCAAUCACAGUCAAUGGGUAUCAUGCAGUGCCUGUUUAAUAAAAUUUCAGGUGCCGAUCAUGCGUAGAACUUAUACUUAGCGGCCCUUUCAUCGUAUACCGUCUGUCAAACACCAAUGUUUUGACGAAAGCGGAAAAAACAACGAACUUAGGUCGGAAGAAACUCCAGGACCAGGCGCCUACGCUCCGGAAUCCGUCUAUGACAUGCAACGAAGUAUUGCUUUUUCACUGCGCGAUGAUAUUGAUUUUGUACGUGGCCCUCCUGCAGUUGUCCAUGAUAAUGUGAAACUGAAAAAAAGGACAGCUUCUAUCUUUAUGGUCUGCCACAUGAUGACUAAGAAUGUCAUUCUAAUUGGCGAUUGCAAUGAAGAAAAAACUUAAUUUUGCAGAAAAAGCGCUGGCGCGGGCUGCUAUGGCGCAACGAAGUGCGAUGUCGAGCUCGCAAGUGACAAGCUCCAAGUCAUCGACGCAGACCGGGAGCAAGAAAUCGUACAAUUUCGCCCCCCAGACGAGAAGAACGAGCUGAGCCUAGCAAUGCCAACCAGUGUAAGUAAGUACCUGUUUUUUCAAGAAAAUGAUAGCACGCUUGACAAGUUGUUCCAGAAAUGAGCUUGCCCAGUACACUAUUAGACAUCUACUGAGCUUCAUCCCCUUGCGCUCCCUGUGCUGGUUCAAUUUACGCCCGUGUCGAGCUGACUUUUCGAGUAAUAUGGCCUUCAUCUACAUCAUCCUCUCCGUUUCAGUAGGAUUCAUCGUACGCAACAAACGCAAUGAACGAUUCGAGUGUCACUUUAAUGCCAAAAAAUAAAUGUUUCGCCCUUUACUACAAUUCAUCGUUUGAGAAUGAUGGUGGUGCCUCGCGGUCACCAGGCCCCGUUUCCGGAUUAUUUGAGAAGCUAGUUCUCGAAAAUGAACGACUACAGCGAGCACUGGAAAGACGAAACAGAAACGCAUCAAGAACAACUUUGUCGUAAUGAUACUAGAGAAGAACUUACUAACUUAAUACACCAAAUCCAAUAACUUUACAAUACCACAAUGGUCCACCCGCUCUGACCAUUCACAUUUAGCACGGUUGGUUUGAUCCUCGCAAACAGUUGUACCCUUGCGAAACGGCUUCGGCUGCGAACAAGGAUUUUUACGAAGUAGUGUUGUCGUAGAACUACUUGAGUUGUCAAUAUUUGGGGCGAUUGGUCGCCACGGGAGCAUUAUGAAGAUUGGUGUGGCAUUUAGCAACAUCCAAACACACAUGAUCCAGCCACAGACCAGGACUUGUUUUGGAUCUUGCUAGAAGUUGUACCUUCGUCCAGCGAGCGAUGUUGAUCGCCAAGAAGAAAGCUAUUUUGCUUCUCUUGUUUUUGCCAACAAAAAGAAACAGAGCGGUGCUAUGGUUAUCGUUUUGUGUGUAUAUAUAGAAGAAAGUGGACCACACGACCAUGCAGAACUUUCGUCGUUCUUGUUUGAUGGUGACGACAACAACAAUGUACUUCAAAGUUUGCCUGUAUUUGAGGUGGAACUAAUUGAACGAAACUUUUUCUUUUUUCGCUCACCGUGGUGAUGAGCC